AUGAGGUCCGAGGCUGGUGUAUUGCUGAAUCAAAGGAAAUAUGUCUUAGAAUUGAUCUCAGAGAUAGGACUAAGUGGAUCAAAAACUGCAGUUGCACCUCUGGAGACAAACAAGAGGCUCACAACUGUAGAAUAUGAUGAAAAAAUGAAGACAGAGAAUGAUAAACCACUGCAGAUGUACGUGCUUAUGAGAUGCCCAAAACUUUCACACUGGGAGGCUGCUGCUAGAGUAAUGCGAUACUUGAAGGGAGCACCAGGGCAGGGCAUUCUUUUGAGAUCAAGACCAGCUCGAGAACUGACUUGUUGGUGUGACUCCGACUGGGCAGCAUGUCUGAAUACUAGAAGACUGCCUCGAGGAGUUCCGCAGAAGCUGAAUAUAGGAGCAUGGCGUCUGGUGUGGCAGAAACCACUUGGUUGCUGGGCGACUGACAUGGAAGACUGGAUGGAUUUCCCACCAGGCUGGUGUGUUCAGCUGGUAGCGGCUCUAAGAGUCCCGCUUGCGCUGAGUGAUCUGACUUGUCCUUUUGGAAUGCUUGACAAGUCUUCAUACAAAGAGGGGCACCAUGAGUUGUUGGACGCUGAUGAUCUGAUGUUUGAUUGA
Molecule: messenger RNA, 600 nt
Organism: Nicotiana tabacum (common tobacco)
Lineage: Eukaryota; Viridiplantae; Streptophyta; Magnoliopsida; Solanales; Solanaceae
Source: RefSeq, a predicted model, not a curated record